UCCAAUGUCUGAUGAAUAAAACGUCAUAGAAAAUAACAAAUACUAUCACUAUCGGACAGUCAGUCGUUGGCGUAUAAUUUUAAUGUUUGCAUUCGCAUUGUCCCAACAUUUCCAUCUGGAAUCUAGUUUACUUCGGUCUGGUGCAUGAAGAUUACAUUUUAGUGACCGUAUUUUUCUUUACAUCCAACCGUGAAGAUGAUUAAUACUUGCAAGGAAUGCGGAUGUACGUGUAAGCACUGUGGUAGAGUUGAUAAUGAUAUCCAUCUUCACCUGGAAAUCGAAAAUCUCAAGCAGAAACUUGCUGAAAGGGACAGUCAUAUCAUUAGGAUGGAGACCAAUUUUUUGAAUGAUUCUACUGUAGAUUGUGACGAAGUGAUGCUGCUCAAAGAUGAUUUAUUAACUUGGCAGGAUAAAUAUAAAAGGCUGUCUGAUGCUCAUAAACGUGUCCAAAGAGUAAAUCAAGGAUUAGAAGAUAAAUUGUUGAAAGUAGUAGAUGCCUGUGAGACCGAUAAAAGUGCACUGGCUAAAGAUGUGGCUGUUUUAUCUGAAAAAUUGGCCGAAGCAAAUUAUACAGUGAAAAAAUUAACAGAAAGCAAUGAAAGGUACAAAACAGACGUAAACGUUGCCAUUCAGUUUCUGCAGUGCAAGCAGAGCAACUUCGUGGCCCACAAAUUCGAUAGUUUACCUCCAGACAUCCAGAGCGAGGUAUCUGUCUUCAUGACGCACAAGAAGAAACCAGAAGAGAGAAAAUUGGUGGAGGCGAAAAGCAUCAAAGUACCGAUACCCACAUUCCCACCAACCGCAAUGUUUUAUUCGUUACCCAAGUCCCCGAAGGAGGAGAGAAGGAUGGAGGAAGAAGGACCUCCUUCCACUCCUCCUGUCGACGUGGUAUCGGCAGCAAUCAUGGCAAAAGUGCUCGAGGAGAGACAGAGGGAGAGGAUGUGCGUAAAACACUGCGACACCUGCACCUGCUCCAAAAACUUGAAACUCACCGAUCCUGACCGAUACCACGACACCGGAACACAAACUGAGGACUUCAAGCAGUCUUGUAAGACCUGCAACGAUCUACCACAGACAGGCUUUCAGAAAUUGUCCAGGAGCACCGACAUAGCAAACACUAAAGUGCCAAAUUUCGAACUGGAAAACUGCAAUAACAUAGUAAAAGUUCAACCCAACAACUUCCUGGUGGAGAAGAGUAGUUCAAAUGCUUCCAGUCUCAUAGAUCUCGAUGUUAACUCAAACCCAGAUUCGAACAGUCUGGAUGCUUUAAACUCGAACUCAGUUAGUGAAGUCAGUGUCGAAUGCAAUAAGAGAACAGGUCGAUCUGGUUUGGUGUUAGAUAAUAGUAGUUCCGUUAAAAGGCAGUAUAAACCUCUUGUCCCAAACAUAAGUAGCAAACCAAUAGCUGCGUUCAAUUCGUCGAUAGCCCAUUUCGUUCAGAACGAGAAACUAAGCCAACCAGUGAAGGCGUACAGCACUAAGCCUAACCUUGUCCACGCCCACAAAACUACAGAUGUGGGCGGGGCGAACAUAGAUUCACUUAGGAAAGACGUAGAAGAAGUAAUAGUAACGAACGUUGGGGACCAAAGUCAAAGUACCAAUUUCCAGAGUAACAAAGAGAAUUUUCAAAAUUUAGAUAGGUCGAAAUACCAAGAAAUGGAGGAAAACGUGAAAAGAUUCCUCUUUAAGAAGACUGAACUGUGGAAGGAACAGUCUGAGGGUUCGGAUGGGGCCGAACAGUCCACAAAAGAAACUUUUUCGCACACACAGACGGAAAUUUAAGUUGGGGUAAUUUUAGAAGCGAUGGAUUGUUUUUGUCGUUUUCUGCUGGAUCUGAUUCGAUGAUUUUGCUUGCGCCUUCACUUUUACCACUUUUUUCAAAGUGUAUCAUUCUAUUAUUAUCUCAUCCGUAUCUCAACUUUGUACUUUUAAAAGUCGUCGUUUGAAUGGGUGAUUCCAAAAUUUUACAGAAAGAAAGGUAACAGCGAAACAAAUAAUUUCCACAAUUAUUAUUUUAAUUUGCUUUGUCACGUGAAAACUUCAUGGUCUGAUGGAAAAAACGAUUGUGAAAUGAGAUUAACUAAGACUAAGUAGUUGAUAUUGAAACAUUGUAAUCGUACAUUUGUAUGUGUGUUGUGGCAUUGAACUUUAAGGUAAAAUAUAAAAAAAACAGGGAACAGUAUAGAAAAAAGAGAUUACUUAUCGUAGGUUAGAUGAAAAUGAAAAAUUGGGAAACUUUACCCUAGAAUCGGCUUGAAACGGUUGUGAGAUCCUAUCAUGGCAAAGAAAAAAAGUAUAUAUAUUUAUGUAUAUUUAAGUAUUAUAUACACAGGAUGGCUUCAAUUGGACAAACAGUAUUUAUGCUUUGCAUACAUGCUCAAACAGAUGUAAAAUUAAUAUUUAAAGUGUGAAAUUUACAAUUAUUUUUGCUCAUGUAUGUAUCUGAUUAUUUUUACGAAAAUACUAUAUUUUUAUUUCUAUUUGUUGUUUUUGUUGUGGAGUUGAGUAAACACAAAGGUUCCUUUUUUCUUCAGGGCAUAUGCAUUGAGAAGAAAUUUCCCAAAUUGAGAAAGAUAACAAAUUAUAUACCUGAACUUUAUAGUCUGGUAGUUAUAUUAUUGAAAUAAAUAUUUCAAAGUAA
Molecule: messenger RNA, 2641 nt
Organism: Harmonia axyridis
Lineage: Eukaryota; Metazoa; Arthropoda; Insecta; Coleoptera; Coccinellidae
Exons: 5
Coding region: 196-1782 (528 amino acids)
Source: RefSeq, a predicted model, not a curated record